CAGUGUCUGGAACCGCACAGUUGCGCACCGCCAAGCAGGAGUAGCAGCAGCAGCAGCCGUCCGCUGAGUCGCAAUGAAGUUUUUUAUCUGUCUGUCGGCACUUUUGCUGGUUUCAGCGGCCGCCGCUGAAGCAGAGCAGAAGAAGUCCGAAGCCACCGGCGACAAGGGUGCUGUGCCGUUGGAGAAGAAGCUGGACAAGCGCGGUCUGCUGAACCUGGGCUACGGGUACGGCAUUAACGGGCUGGACGUGGGUUACAUCGGUGGCGGGCACCACGGUGGUGCGUACCAUGAUGUCCACGACCAUCACUACGGGCACGGGGUGUUCCUCGGCGGGCACACGGACGUCACGAAGACGGUCACGCUCCUGAAGGGCAUUCCACAGCCCUACCCAGUGUACAAGCACGUCCCAUACACAGUCGAGAAACACGUCCCCUACGCGGUGAAAGUCCCAGUCCCGCAGCCCUACGAAGUUGUCAAGCAUGUCCCGGUGCACGUGAAGGAAUACGUAAAAGUUCCGGUCCACGUGCCUGCCCCGUAUCCAGUGGAGAAAAAGGUCCCGUAUCCGGUUCACGUGCCCGUCGAUCGUCCUUAUCCCGUGAAGGUGUUGGUGCCGCAGCCGUACGAAGUUACCAAGCAUGUGCCGUAUCCUGUGAAAGUUCCAGUCCCGCAGCCGUACGAAGUUACCAAGCACGUCCCGUAUCCUGUGAAGGUGGAAGUGGCCGUCCCAGUGCCGUACGAAGUCGAGCGGAAGGUCCCGGUGGAGGUUAAGGUCCCCGUCGAUCGUCCUUACCCGGUGCACGUGGAAAAACCGUAUCCAGUAGAAGUGGAAAAACCGGUCCCGUAUACCGUCGAGAAGCCAGUCCCGUACCCAGUGCAUGUCCCAGUCGACCGCCCAUAUCCGGUGCACGUGGAAAAGCCCGUCCCCUAUCCGGUGAAAGUCCCGGUCCCGCAUCCCUAUUACGUGGAGAAGAAAUUCCCAUAUUUAGUCGAGCGGCCAGUCCCGGUUCCGGUUAAGGUUCCGAUCGAUCGUCCUUACCCAGUGACGGUCGAGAAGCACAUUCCGGUCGAGAAACCGGUGCCCGUGCCAGUGAAGGUUCCGGUUGCGGUUCCUGUCCCCGUGCACGACGAUCACCACCAUCAUCACCACCAUCUCGGACAGCACCUUGAUCACCACCAUCACCACGACGUGAGCUACACCAGCUUCAGUGGCUACGGACACGACUACAGCUAUCACCACUAGAUCCUGGUACCCUGGCAGCCCUGUGGACGUGGCGGCACUGCCAACCGGAAACCCACUAACCCACGUGCAUUGGAGCGGCGAUUGGAGCGAUUCUCUCCCUGUCUGUCUGUCUCCCUCGUGUUAAUAGCUAUUAUCACCAUCGACCGUGUAUCCUUAGGUCUCUCACUCACUCACUCACUCACUCACGUACCUUCGGCGGAACGAAGGACUCACCAGAAAUCUCGUAAAAGGUCUACGCAUCUCCGCACUCGAUGUGAUAAUGUGAUCGUGCAAGCACUGCCCCCCCCCCCACUUUCGAUACGUCCCCGUCUUUAAUUGUGCAUUAUUUUUACCCGAAUACCGCUGCCGACCCAGUUGGCCGCCGGCUACGCGAUCCCGCGGAAAUGGAGACGCCCAUGUAUUGGACGUCCACCUUUUGGACCUAACGAAAUUCUCAACGAACCCACAUCCGGGACCGGCAUUUGUUUUUUAACCACUUUUUGUGCACAAAAAUUGCCCAUAAAAAACAAAACUCUCGGACACUUCGACACUCGCGGGCGAGGCGGCCGGCCGGCCGGACGCUGAGGCAGCAUUCGCCCGGGUAGGCAACAUAAUGUAUAUUUUUUUAUGAUAUUUUAUGUGUAAAUAAGAUGAACAAUAAACGAAACAAAGAUGUUGUACAAAAAAAAACA
This is a messenger RNA of Anopheles cruzii, 1911 nucleotides long. RefSeq lists its product as uncharacterized. NCBI's taxonomy places the organism in Eukaryota, Metazoa, Arthropoda, Insecta, Diptera, Culicidae. The coding region runs from base 74 to 1240 and encodes 388 amino acids. The record is from RefSeq and is a predicted model, not a curated record. The transcript is spliced from 2 exons.